AUGACAGUAGAUGACGCGGCGAGACAACAUAAAAAACCUAAUGGCAACCGCGAAUUAGCUUAUAAAUGUUUUGAAGCACGCAGAUUAGGAGUUCAAAAGGAUUUAAAAGAAGCUGCUUUAUAUUGCCAAGUUGUUGGUAUGUUUAAUGCAGCUACUUUAUAUAUCACCGGUGUUACUGGUGAAAAGAUACAGAAUUUGAUCCAAUUAUUAACUCGAUUUGAUAAAUUUAAUUGGUGGGUAAGAGUUCUUGAACAUUUUACUUUAGAAUUGGAAGAUGGAUGGCCGAGGUUGGAUCAUGAAUUUUUAAAGGAGUUUGCGAACGAUUUACCAUCUUCAUUAAAUUAUUUGGGCCUUAAUUUUUCUAUCAUUCCUGAUCAAUUAAGUUUCUUUCUUCGAGAAUGUGCUAAUGUUCCAUUACACACGUUUGAAUUGAUGCAUUUUCAUCGAGACGAUUUGGAUUACUUAAUGGUCGUCGUUGGUCAUUUUAAAGAAUUUUAA
This is a messenger RNA of Funneliformis geosporum, 498 nucleotides long. The record is from the annotation of a GenBank genome assembly. Lineage: Eukaryota; Fungi; Glomeromycota; Glomeromycetes; Glomerales; Glomeraceae.